UGCAAUAUUUGAAAAAAAUAUAAUAAAAUAAACAAAACAAAAUUGUGUGAAAAACAAUAUUUUCCAAGGACACAAAAUCAGUUAAGAAGCAACUGGCGCAGGACUCCGGGCGACCUAGUCGCAAGCAGAUCAAGUUUCCAGUUAGGGACAUGCCAACCAUGACACGGAUGCAUCGCCACUCCAGCUCCAGCGCCGUGGUAGAGGAGUCACGCGGACGACGUCGCCCCGUUGCCGGACUUCCGGGCGAUGCCAACAAGGAGAAUUUUGGUGUUCACUUCAUGAGCAGUCCCUUUGGCAAUGCCAGCCUAAUUGCUCUACAGGAUCUAAGCAAUGUCCAUGGCAAAAGUCCGCAGCGUAGAAGCUUCAGCGAGGGUAGUGGUCCGCGUCAGGCCACGCCCCAGCUGGCGGCUCUCCGCUGCCUGCCCCAGCGUUCCACGGCUCUCGAGGAUUCGCAGCUAUCCUCCUCCCGCAUGGGUGAUACCACACUGGACAGGAUGCUGGAUGCCAUCAUAGAGUCGGCCCGAAAGGAGGUGCGCUGUAAGGUGGUUCCGCCCAGUACUAGUACUAAUACUCUUCUGGCGGACACUGGUGCCGGCGGCGAGUGGAGCGAGACGAGUGUCCACGAGAUGGAGGUGCGCACACCCACGCAUCUGAAGAGGCAGCGAGUGGUGCGCCGAAAGAAUCCCCACAAGACCACAGCGCCCAAGCUGGAUAAGCUAGAGCUGAAGAAGCAUAUGGAGCUGGAGCAGCAUUUGGAGCAGCAGCUGGAGCAUGUGCCCAGCACCAAGCGUUGCCUAAGUUUCUCUUCCAGCUCUGGCUCGGGAAACUCCAGCGACGAGGAGGAGCAGGAGGAGGUCGAGCAGCAGGUGGCCAAGCGGAGCAGUAGUCGUGGCAGCUCCACUUCCAGUUCCAGUGGCAGUGGGUCGGACAGUAGCAGCAGGGGCAGCAUCGAUCUGAGCAUCGUCUACGAUACCAAGGAGCAGCGACUAAAUGUACAUGUGAUUCGUUGCCGGGACCUGCAGCGUUCCCAUGGCAGUGGCUGCAUCAAUGCCUAUGUAAAGGUGUCUGUGUCCGGCCAGGGCCAAGGACACUCAUCAUCGUCGGCGGGCGGCUAUCAGCGCACUGCCGUCCAUCGUCACUCGGGUCGUCCCUACUUCGAUCAGCGUUUCAGUUUUCCGGUUGUUAACGGCUCUGGCGAUGGCGAGCAUCUUCAGCUGGCUGUGUGGCAUCGGGAUCGCCAUUUAAAACGCAGCGAGUUCCUGGGCUGCAGCAACUUUCCCCUAAGCGAGCUAGUGCACCCAGAGGCGGCCACCACGGCGGGAUCCUACAAGUUGCUCUCGCAGCCAUGUCCACCCAACAAUAUCAACAACAACAACAACAAUAAUAAUAAUAAUAAUAAUCAUCGCCAGCAGAGCCAUACGAAAGCCCCAGGCCAGGAUCAUCAUCGUCAUAGAGCAGAGCAAGUAACGGAGCAGGAGCAGGAGCAGGAACAGGAGCAGGAAUCCUUAGAGAUGGCAGCGGCUGCCACUGUAACCUUGACGCCACAGAAAACGGCCAAUGGAUCGGGCGUGGGCGUGGGUGUGGGAGCCACGACAACGUCACUACCUCUCAACGACGAGGUCAUCAGCAUCAGCAUCGAUAGCAUGGGCCGGGAGGAUCCAUUGAUGCCACAACAGCCCCAGCAGCCCAUGAGGCUGAGCAAGAAGGCGCUGCAUCAGCGCGAUGCCGAUGAGAAUCUAUUCCUGCGCUUCCUAGAGCUGGAUCCGCCGGCGGAUGGCAAUGCCAAUAGCACAACCAAUGCCAAUUCAGGAUCUGCAGCGGGAACGGGAGCCACGGCGACCAAGGCCAAUGAGAGUAAUGCCAAUCAUUUGAAUGGAUCAACAGCCAGCGGGAGACGUCAGUCCACUAUGCCAGGAGGAGGAGGAGGAGGAUCUGGCAGCCGGCAAACAGGACGCACGCCCUUCACGAUGACCAAACGGCUGACAAGGACAGAGGAACGAGGUUUUGGCUUCUCCAUUGUGUGGACACAUCCACCGCGAGUGGAGAAGGUGGAGGCUGGUCUCUCCGCAGACCGAUGCGGCAUCCUGCCCGGCGACUAUGUGAUCUUCGUGGACAAGCACAAUGUGGUCACGAUGCCCGAGGCUGAUGUUCUGAACUUGAUACGAUCGCAGGGCUCGGCCUUGACGUUGGAGAUUUUCAGAAGGUCAGGCGCGGGCGCCACCACCAUCAUCACGAACCUGGGUGGCUCCAAUGCAAACGUUAGCAGCAGCACCGCCACCAGCAAUACCCGCCAUCAGAUGCCAGGCAUGGGAGUGGGCGUGGGUGUGGGUCUAGGACUGGGUAGUGAGGAGCAUACCACAGCAACGACAACUACGGGAACGGGAACGGGCACCGCCUUGAUAAGCCUGCAAAGAACAGCUAGUUCCCGAAUUCAAGGCUCCGCACAGAUGGGCAACAGCCUAAGCCGACCGGCCACCGCCUGCUCUGGAACAACCUCAUCGAUUGAGGCUGCCAAGCGGAGGCUACACCUGCCACAGGUCACCUUCAGCAAGGAGUCCAUUGUGCCCAUCACGGAUAACCGGCGGCGCUUUCUCCUUCAACUGAUUAGCCGCGAGCAAAACUUCACGGCGGCCCUGCACUUUGGAGUACAGCGAUUCGUGCAGCCUUUGCUGGAGCGAAAGGACCUCAUCUCGCCGAAUGACCACCGCACCCUGUUCCAGAACAUUGACGAGCUGCUGCGCAUUGCGGAAGACAUCCUCGAGCAGCUGUGCAGCAGCCAGGAUCAGCAGCAACAGCAACCGGACCAGGAGCCGCACAUGAACUUCGCCUCGCGGGUGUAUCUCUCCAAGACGACAGCGAUUUGUGCGGCUUACAAGAAAUAUUGCAAUGGAAUCAAGCGGGCGGACUGCGUCCUGGUCAACAAAUCGCGGCAGACGGGGUCCGAGUUCAUUGCCUUCAUCACAGAACCGGCUGUGCCGCGUAAGCGUCCCGAUCUCACCAUGUUUAUCCAUCGACCGUUGCAGCAUUUCCGGGAAAUUCUCAAGCUGAUGCAGCUGCUCGCUGGCAAUUGCCAUGUGGAUACCGAGGAGCACAAGAACUUUAGCACGGUGAUUGCUGAACUGCAGGCAGCCUACCGGGAGAUCACAGUGAGCAGUGGCCUCAUGGAGCCCCUGGGCGAAGGAAGGCCGCUGCUCACGCUUCAGGAUUUGGAAUCACGGAUGGUGUUCACCAAGUGCAAGCCCUUUACCCUGGCUGUACAGGGUCGCCAGUGGAUAUUCGGUGGGGAUCUGUCCCGCGUCGAGGGGCGAUCCGUGAAGCCCUAUUGGACGCUGCUUUUUAGCGAUAUUAUUGUCUUUGCCAAGGUCAGCCGGGACCGGGUACUGUUCAUCACCGAGGAGCCCAUACCAAUAGCCAAUGUGGUCGACUCCUGCUUUCACAUGCGCAAGAAGACCACCGAGUUCCGUCUAACUGUGGAUCCCAAUGGACGUUUGGCCGAGAGUCCAACCGGGUACUGUGCCCCCGAUCUCACCCGAACGCCGAAGCGAGGAGCACGCCGCAAAAGUCUUAUCCUGCGAGCGCCCUCCCUGGAGCUCAAGGCCGUCUGGCAGAACCUGUUGCAGCGACAGAUAUUUUUGGUCAAUGCCGCUUUGGGCUCAACCCCGUUGUCCAGUCCGUUGGACUCGCCGGAUGUUCUUAAUACUUUGGUGCCACUGAGCGACAUUGGACUGACCUCCGCCUCAAUGGGUUCAAUGAAGCUGCCGUCGCUGGACAGCAUCCAUCUGAAGCAGCAGCAGAAACAGCAGCGCGGCCCUAACUCCUCCCAUGGAGUCGGAGGAGGAGCCACCACUGAUCGUUCCUCCCAUGGCCAUUCCCAUAGCAACAGCGCCGGUGGUCCUAGUGGCCAUGUGGAGCAGAUCGAACUCCUCAUUGACGAAAAGUGCCGCAUCCUCAACAAGACAGGCACUCCCAAGUCCAGUGCCCUGCACUUGGCCAACUGGAUGAAGGGUCAGUUGGACAAGCAGCAGCAACAGGCUCGCCUGGCGGCCAUUGCCAGGUCCCAGGAGAACGUCAGUGCCGAAGAUGAGCAGCUAAUCUUCAAUAGCGACAGCGAGCAGGAUGAAAGGAUCACCUAUUGGACGCGACAGCAGCUGGAGAAGCGCACCAAGGAGCUCAAUUUGGCCAAAGAGAAUGGUGGACUCUCGGCCAAGCCCAAUUUUGGAGGCAAGCGACUGAGCGGCGUCGAGGAGCUAAGCAUGAGUGCCACCUCGGAUAUAUAUUCCACAUCGGAUGCGGAGGCGGUGACUAGUGUGAUAAGUCAGUCGCACAGCACCACCUCGGAUAGCCAGAUCACCGUACGCUCUAGCCCCAUUGUGCUGGACAAGCUGGCCGUGUGCCGGCAUUGCCACAAGAAUUGCCAGCAGAGCGGGCCGGGGGGCAAUAACCGAGGUACAGGCACACCUGGCGGUGCUACCAGCUCGAAUCCCGUCCUGCUCUGCAACUCCCUGAAGGUGCAGCAUAGCCAGUCCUCGCCCAAUCGCUGUUGCAAACUCAAUGGCACACUCUCCUCGGAUGGCCUGGCAUUGGAGAUGGGUUUGAGAACAGGCACUACCACAACAACUGCUGGUGCCGGCAGCAUGACCAGCAUGUCCAGCAGCAGCACCACCACCACCACCACCAUCACCGGAGAGCUAUCCUCCAAGAGGGUGGCCGGAAGCAGCAGCACACGCCGGGAGACCGGCGACACCGAAAGCGAUGUGGCCCAACUGAUCACCGAUGAACUGUCCCUGUCCCAAUCAGAGGCCACCGAUGACAGCGUCGGCGCCAUGCCCAACAGCAGCAGCCUCAGUGCCGGCGAGGUUAACAGCUCCAAGCUACGUCAUCUAGAUCAGUCUGUUUUUCUCCCUGCCUCCCUGCCCAAUGGCCAUUGCUCUAAAUCCAACUCCAACUCGGUUUCUGGCUCGCCCAAGCCAUUGCCUCCGCCGCGAAGAACACGUAUUGUGGCCCAAUUGUGCCAGGAGCCCAGCAGACCCAAGGCCAAUCAGCAGGUCAAGGCCAUUGUGACCAUCACAGAGACGGCUAGGAUAAUGAGGAGUGUGGAAAGAAGUCCCUCGAAAUCAGUGGGUGGAGGAGGAGCAGCAAUAGGAGGAGGAUCACCCGCCAAAUAUGCCGCCUGCCAUUGUCGUUGCCAGCCGGAGGACUUUACCCAUGCCCAGCUAUCGCCAGACAAAAUGGAGCACCAGACCUGCAAGCUGCUAGAGUCACCCAAGCAGACCACCAGCACGAGCACCAUUGAGCAGCAGAAGCAAGAGGAUGAGCAGUUGUCUCUGAUGCUCAUUGGCCUGGCACAGUUUGCGCCGGCGGCCAGGUUGUGUGGUGGAGGAGCACAUCAAGCACACAAGCCAAGUCCAAGAGAGGAUGAUACACCCACGAUAGCCGUAGUGCCGCCCACUCCAGAUGCUGUGCUCACCAAAACCAGCACUCAUGUGUGGGACAACAGUGGUUGCUCCUCCUCAAAUGGAGGAGGAACCACCACAACCACCAGCACAGCCACCACCACCACCAAGCAGCCCAGGCAGGCCACCAUUGAGAAUAUACCCGAGGAUUCUUGCGAUGAAUCACCGCUGGACGAAGAGCCACCCUACAGACCCAUGAGUAGUGCCCUCCGGCGUUUUGGCACCAUGUCCAGUUUGGAGAAGCUACCCUCCGAUGAUCGCAUGGACGAGGCUGAUGAGCUGGACGAUGACCUAGAGGAGCCCGUCUCCUAUACGCCGAACGGUCACGAUGAAGACAAUGAGGAGGAUGGGGACGGGGACGACGAUGAGGAGGUGGGCUCGGAUAAGGCUUUGGCCCAGAAUCUCAAUGAACCAUCCACCUCGGCGGGCAUGCAUCUGGUUAAUGGGGAUGUCCUGGCCAGUGGGGCGUGGACAAAUCGUGCUGGGGCCUAUGUCACUGACAAAAUGUCCUUUUUCGAGGAAUCGCGAGCCUUUAUAGACAAGUAUCUGGGUCGCUGGAAUGCCGGAGAUGCCCAGCUGCAGCAGGGAGGUGGAGGUGGAGGAGGAACCGCCUCCGAAACGGACGAGCAGAUGGACGAGUGCACCUCGGGAGCUACCAGCGGGGAGGAGGUAUGGGGCACGCCCACCAGUGGAGGGGAUAAUGAUGACCAGGACCUGCAGCUGAUCAACUCGGAGAACACACACUCGUCACCCACCAAGUCGAGCACCUCGCUCAACGAUGACGAUGACACCGAACUGAUGAUGGACGAACUGCUGAUGGCCCCACCCAUGACGGCCAGCACGAUCCGAGGACUAUUGCCACGACGUCGCCUUGAGCCCCUGUUCGAGGAAGAGACGGAGAGCGACGAAGAGAAGACGCAGCAGGAUAGCGACGACGUCAAAAAGGGGGAAGCAACGACCAAUGGCCACUACCUAGAGGAUUCGGCUGGAAGUUCAGACGACAGCGAGGCAGCUGCAGCAGUCCCCCCACCACAGCCACCAGCUCCACCAGCGGUGGUGCCGGAUCGGGAGGAGGAUCCAGCGGAGUUGAAGUUGGAGCAGGAGGAGCAGAAGGAACAGGAAGAGUACUUGAACUCGAGACAGGUUGUGCCAGCGCAGAAGGAGAAGGAAAAGGUGGAAUCGAAUGUAAUGAUGGGGCCACGACCAUUGGUCACCACACGUCUACUACCCACCACGGCCAUCGUUUCGGAAGUGGCGCCAUUGGUGGCCUCAUCCUGCGAGUAUCUGCUCGAUCAGCGCCCCUCGAGCGGAUCGAAAGGGUCACCAGGACGCGAUCGGGUCGCCUCUAUCACAAUGAAAAACACGACGCCAUUGCCACCUACUCGGGCGAUGCCAGUAGCGAUGACUAUCGGUACAGGGACAGAAAUCGAGAAGUGGAUGACAUCGAGGACGACGACGACAAUGACGACGACGACGACAGCGACGAUGACCGUAACGGCGACGACGACGACAUCGAUGACGAUGGCGAGUCGAGCUCCCUCAUCGAUUAUUACAACAACCAGCAGCGGGAGCGUCACUACCAACUCCGGAGGCAGAGCCAGCGGCAAGCCGCCGAGAUUUGUACCGCCGCCGCCGCCACCUCGUCGCUUGCUGCUCACCCAGACCGAUCUAAGCGCUGCUCCGGCCAAAACGGAGCCACCUCGAAGAAAAUCUGGCGCUAUUGCUGACAAUGGCUCCUCGGGGGCUGUCGGCGUCGCCGCCAACGCUUCGGUCCCAAUCGGUAUCGGGUCAAGGAUAAUGCCAGCAUCGGCACCGAAUACCAUCAGCUCCAAGCGAGUACCGUCCUCAACGAUAAUCGAGACCUGCCUGCUGGGGGCACCCAGGCCCGUCUCAGUCACUUCAUUAGCAACAGUCUCGAGGAUAGCAAAAACGAUUCCCACAGCCGAAUCCCAGCGGGAGAGGAGAUCUCAGGUGCCAGAGGAGGAGGAGGAGGAGCAGGGGGAACAGGAGCAGGAGCCGAGCCACAGCCCAGCUGCAGUGGAGCCAGACGCAGCCGGUCCACGUUCGGUGGCCGGUGUCCAAGCGCCCCACGCUGGCUGCGGCCUAAGUCCAAGGCUGGAAAUGCGACUGGCCCUCAAUCACGACAUUCUCGGGGACGAGGACUUGAUCUGCUACGAGCCUGGUCCCGAUCUAACAACUAUUCUGGGGCACGACCUCUCCACAUUUCAUCGUCUGACGGGUCGCGAUUUAUUGAGUCGUUCAGCCACGAACCGAGUGCAGCCAAAAGAGGCUGUCAUAUCGUACUCUCAACAUCGCAACUCAAAGAUGGACACACCGACGGUGAACCGACGGCCUCGACCCCUUUCAGCGGGCGCGGCCUUGAGUCACAGUCGCAGUCGCAGUCACAGCAACACCAACAGCAGCAGUCACGGCAGUCCACUCGCCGCUGGUGGGUCAAUCCGUGCAGCCGGCGAAGAGCUGCCGCAGCCACGACAUCCGCAUCAGCCGGGACAUCCGCCGGCGGGUUGGAGCGGUGGUGGAUCUGUGGGUCGAGCCGGAGGCAACGCGAACGGAAGCGGCGGCGAAGGGAGCAUCGGCUCCAAAUCCAACAGAGACGGGAGCAAAUUAGGAGAUCUGGAAAUCUUAGCGAGACGCGAGAAGAUAUACUCCAUGUCUCAAUCGAGGAGUGGCUGUCGAGUCAGGGAGACAUCCACAAUGUCCACGACUCUGGUGGCGAUGGCUUCGGAGAUGCGUACGGAGAUGGAGGCGAUGGGGACACCGAUGGUGGAUUCAACGAGACGCGACUCUUCCUGGCCGACCCGAGCAGCUGCAGCAGCCUCUCUGACGAGGACGAGGAGUACUACUUCGAUGGACGGAGCGGGAGCCAUCACUACAACCACAACAAUGACUGAGGCGUUCCUUGAGACCGAUAUAGGCAGGUCCAAAAGAUUAAUAAACUUCAUAAAGCGUCGCAACUCUGAGAUAACCGCCAGUAGCACCAACAGCAGCAGCACUCCCAACUUCUCUGACGGCGCCGUCCAGCUCGGCGAUCAGCAGCCCCAUCCGAGCCACAGCCAGAGCAGCCUGCUGCUCCAGAAGCUGCCGUCGGCUUCGGGCCAGGACACGGCGGCGGAGAUGGCACAGAUGUCGCCCCGCAAGGAUAACGACAAGCCAUCACUUAACCGCCGCCUGUGGAAGCAGAUCACCAAACGCCGACGCACCAACUCCGUGUCCCAGAUAGUCGCAGGCUAGGGGAAUCCCCGGAAAAAGCACUCUCCAAGCAUCCACUUUCUAACCUCCUCCUUGGAAGCACAUUCACACCCCUUCACUUACUGUGUUCUAGGGGUAGAAUUUUAGUUAAGCAUCUCUUAAGCCCUAAUAUCAGCUUCGGAUCAGCUAUGGGCCAUGACCGAUAACGAUAACGAAUAACGGGAUAUUUGCAUGACGGGACAGGCUCUUCGAUAGGCCGUCCCAGGUAAAAAUCAAGAAAGAGAGAGAGAAACACUUGAGAGGAAUCGGAAGAAAACUUUUAGUAGUACGUUAAGUUUUUUGAUACGACUUUGUAGCUAGCGAAUCCCCCGGAUCGCAACGAUCACGGGCAAGCUCUAGGCGUCCAAUUGCGUCCAACAUGAAAACAGAUAAAACGAUAGAUCGACAGGUCGAUAUAAAUCGAUAAGGAUAUCGAAUCGAUUCUCCUGCCAAGGAAGCAAGCAAACGAGCCAGUCAAAGCCAAAAAUAUGUAACAGACAACGAAUGGCAAUUACUUAUGUAGUUGGGAAUCUAAGCAGAGAGAGGCAUCCAACACACAACACACACACACACACUUGACACAACAAACAAGCACUCGGAAUCCGAAUCCAGCCAAAAAGAAAAUAUUAAUAAUAAUAUUAAAUAAUGACUUAGGACUUAGGGGGCGUUCCGUACACUGACUACAUAUUUUUUUAGAGACAAAGUCGACAUUCGUUAUUACAUGUAUGUCUUGUAGCUUUUAGCCAUUUCGGGUUUAUGUUGCGCGGGAUUAAACAGUGUGAAAUUGCCUUACGUAUCCAAUGAACUAUUGUAUGGGUAGCUUAACGUAGUUGUCUUUAUACAUAACAUUUACUACUACAACAUUUACACUAACAUUUACAUUAACAAUUAAAAUUAACGGCCACAGCCUCAGAGCAGUUAGUAGUAGAGUCAAGCCAGAGAGUCAGAGUCGAAGUUGGAGUCAGAGUCUGUUUGUCGGUAGACGUAAUACAAUUUUUAGUACUUAAAUUCCACGUUUUUUCUCAACUAUUUACAAGCGAAACUUUUGCAUCAGUUAGAUCUUAUAUAUACAUCAAAUAUAUAUAUACAUAUAUAUAUAUAUAUAUAUAGGGAAUCUUGGUAGUUCAUUUCACAUUGAAAUUGUAAUUGAAAUUGAAAUUGAAAUUGAAAUUGAAAUAAAGGAAAGCAACACACAAAUUUGUUUGUUUUGAAGCUAAUAACAAAUUAUACGAAUUAAUAACAAACGAUCAAGUACAUUUAUCAGCUUUAAUAGAAAUUCUAAUAUAUAUACAUGGAUCUAAAUAGUUCUAGUUGUAGUUAUAUAAUUGACAUAUACGAAUUACUUUUGAAUAGUGAUCGCCGAUCGGGGUUAUUAGGCAUUUAACACUCACACACCACUCACACUCACGAGCCAGUCGUUGUCUCUAGCACCGUUUACAACCACGUGAGAAAGAGAGAUGAUACCCUGUAAAUGCCCAGAGUCCAUUGAUUUUCUCUUUUUUUUUUUUUUUUUUUUUGGGGUAUUUUUAGCAGAGUAGUACGAUUACGAUUACGUAUGAAUUUUCCUCUUGAAAUUCAAUAAGAAAUUCAAUUAUAAAAAAAAACAA
Molecule: messenger RNA, 10309 nt
Organism: Drosophila kikkawai
Lineage: Eukaryota; Metazoa; Arthropoda; Insecta; Diptera; Drosophilidae
Product: serine-rich adhesin for platelets
Cellular component (GO): plasma membrane; nucleus
Source: RefSeq, a predicted model, not a curated record